AUGUGAAGGAAGCUUCUACAUUUCUAACAAAAACAAACGGCACCCAACCAUGUUGGCUACAUCGCUGCCAUCACCAACAACUUUCACUCUCUCUUCACUUCUGCAAACCUUCAAAAAGACCAAAACAACCCCAGUCCACUGCUCCUCUCCACCACCGCCACCAUCAUCCAUGGACCCGCAACCAAAACGCGUAGCCGUCUGCGGCGGUGGGGUAAUCGGGGUUUGCACGGCGUAUUUCCUUGCCAAGAAGGGAGCCGCCGUCACGCUAAUUGAGAAAUCAUCCGUCGCAUGCGCCGCUUCAGGAAAGUCCGGAGGAUUCCUCGCCUUAGAUUGGUGCGACAGCGGGCCUCUAUCUUCUCUUGCCCGUGCCAGCUUCAAUCUUCACCGUUCACUUUCUGAAGAACUUAACGGCACUGAAUCCUACGGCUACCGUCCACUCACUACCCUAAGCCUCACAAUCACUGAAUCAGGAAAACAGAGUCAAUCCUCGCGUGUUCAAAAUUUGCCUUCUUGGGUUGAUGGGCCUGCCCGAGACCUUAGAGCCAUUGGGUCAACUGAAACAACGGCGCAAGUCCACCCCCAGAUGUUCACAAAAACUCUUUUAUCAAAAGCCGUGGAGAAAUACGGGGUGGAAGUGGUGAUAGGGAAAGUGGAUAGUGUUGGGGUUGAGGGAGGGCGGGUAGACUCAGUGGUGCUUGAAGGGGGGCGAGUUAUUGAGUCAGACUCAGUGGUUUUGGCACUUGGGCCAUGGUCUGGGAAGUUUGAGAUGCUGAGUUCUUUGUUUAGAGUUUAUGGGCUUAGAGCCCAUAGUAUUGUUUUGGAGCCUAAAGAGCCUGAUGCUAUAACCCCUCAUGCUCUUUUUUUGAGUUAUUAUCCGGCCCAAGGUGGCAAGCCCAUGGACCCUGAAGUGUAUCCACGUCCCUCAGGGGAGGUGUACUUGUGCGGAAUGUCAUCCGAGGUUGAGGUGCCGGAGGAUCCAGAGCAGAUAGUGGGCGACCCAGAAUCAUUAGAGGUGCUAAAGAGAGUAGCCAGUACGGUGUCGAGCCAUUUGGUAGAAGGAGAGGCACUGUUGAAGGCGGAGCAAGCAUGCUUCUUGCCAUGCACUGACGAUAGUGUUCCCGUAAUCGGGGAGAUUCCCGGGGUGAAGGGUUGUUAUGUUGCCACUGGGCACAACUGUUGGGGUAUUUUAAACGGUCCUGCUACUGGGGCUGCAAUGGCUGAGCUUAUAGUAGAUGGGCAGUCCACCAUUGUUGAUCUUGCUCAGUUUAGUCCUGCCAGAUUUGUUGGGCGUAGAAGAAAGGGCUAGCUGGUAUUUUUGUACAGAAACUGUGAUGAAAGUGUACGCAUCGUUUCCAAUUAAAGAUCUUUGUUUGUUCUGUA
Populus trichocarpa (black cottonwood) is the source of this 1380-nucleotide messenger RNA. RefSeq names its product putative oxidoreductase TDA3. Bases 50 to 1306 code for a protein of 418 amino acids. Gene Ontology annotation, cellular component: cytoplasm. The transcript is spliced from 2 exons. The record is from RefSeq and is a predicted model, not a curated record. NCBI's taxonomy places the organism in Eukaryota, Viridiplantae, Streptophyta, Magnoliopsida, Malpighiales, Salicaceae. Gene Ontology annotation, molecular function: oxidoreductase activity.